AUGGGCGACCAAAACAAACAAGAUGGCGAUUUCUACUCCAAUGCUCUCGUGUCUGCAGCCAAAGUGGGAGCCCUGAGCGGAGGCGCUGGUCUGCUCUAUGGCGGAGCUGCAGGAGUUAUCAGAUCACCCAACCCCAUGAUCCAUUCACUAUCAUGCGGCAUCCAUUGGUUUGCAUGCGGCUCAACCUUCUGGUGGCUUCGAAGCAAUAUCAUCAAGCUUCACUACCAAGAUAAAACCUCACCCAAGGAGCGCACCUACAUCAGCGCUCUAUGCGGUGGCAUCGCAGGCGGAAGUGUAACGAAGCUUAUGGGAGGCCGGCUGGUUCCGGGCGCCGUCAUUUUCUCGCUACUUGGGUUCUGUGGCCAGAGUGUCUUCAACCGAGUCGACGCCUGGCAGAUGGCCAAUGCAAACAAUACCUCCAAGCCCCUUGUACAACGAAUGGCGGAGUCCAAGUGGAUUCCUCUACGGACUCUCUCCGACGAAGAGUACCGGGGUAUGCUGGGUGAGAAGUUGUUGAGUGUCGAGGCGGAGAUUGCCUUGCUCGAUGACAAGAUCGCAGAGCUGGAGAAGACUCGCCCUGUCCUUGCUUCCCCCGCAAACUGA
Molecule: messenger RNA, 603 nt
Organism: Penicillium antarcticum
Lineage: Eukaryota; Fungi; Ascomycota; Eurotiomycetes; Eurotiales; Aspergillaceae
Exons: 4
Coding region: 1-603 (200 amino acids)
Source: RefSeq, a predicted model, not a curated record